AUCUCAUGGACCUUAUUGGGGAAGAUAGAAAGUGGAUGGUGGGUAGGAAGCUAAUGCAGGUGAAUGACAGUCUGACUUCUGAAGAUGCAGGACUCCGGAGCAACAAGAACUGCACUGAGCCAGCCCUGCAUGAAUUCCCCAGUGACAUCUUCAGCAAUGAGGACAGAAGACAGGGAGCGGUAGUGCUGCAUGUGCUCUGCGCCAUGUACAUGUUCUACGCACUGGCCAUUGUGUGCGAUGACUUCUUCGUCCCCUCCUUGGAAAAGAUCUGUGAGCGUCUGCACCUCAGUGAAGAUGUGGCAGGGGCUACAUUCAUGGCAGCAGGCAGCUCAGCCCCAGAGCUGUUUACCUCAGUCAUAGGGGUCUUCAUCACCAAGGGCGAUGUAGGAGUUGGCACCAUUGUGGGCUCUGCAGUGUUCAACAUCCUGUGCAUCAUUGGUGUCUGUGGACUCUUUGCAGGGCAGGUUGUGGCUCUCUCCUCCUGGUGCCUGUUGAGGGAUUCCAUCUACUACACGCUGUCUGUGGUGGCACUCAUUGUGUUCAUUUAUGACGAAAAGGUUUCUUGGUGGGAGUCUCUAGUCCUUGUGCUGAUGUAUCUCAUCUACAUUGUCAUCAUGAAAUAUAAUGCUUGCAUCCAUCAGUGCUUUGAAAGGAGGACGAAAGGUGCUGGGAACAUGGUCAAUGGAUUGGCCAACAAUGCUGAAAUUGAUGACAGCAGCAACUGCGACGCAACUGUGGUGCUACUUAAGAAAGCCAAUUUCCACCGCAAAGCGUCAGUGAUUAUGGUGGAUGAGCUGCUGUCAGCCUACCCACACCAGCUUUCUUUCUCUGAGGCUGGACUUCGAAUCAUGAUCACAAGCCACUUCCCCCCCAAGACCCGCCUCUCGAUGGCUAGCCGCAUGUUAAUCAAUGAGAGACAAAGACUGAUAAACAGCAGGGCUUAUGCCAAUGGGGAAUCAGAGGUGGCCAUUAAAAUCCCAAUUAAGCAUACUGUGGAGAAUGGGACAGGACCCAGUAGCGCCCCAGACAGGGGUGUGAAUGGAACUCGGAGGGAUGAUGCUGUUGCUGAAGCUGGUAAUGAGACAGAGAAUGAGAAUGAGGACAAUGAGAACAACGAGAAUGAUGAAGAAGAGGAAGAGGAGGAAGACGAUGAUGAAGGACCAUACACGCCAUUUGACCCACCCUCUGGCAAACUGGAAAUCAUGAAAUGGGCAUUCACCUGGCCACUGAGUUUCGUCUUAUACUUUACUGUCCCCAACUGCAACAAGCCCCGCUGGGAGAAAUGGUUCAUGGUGACGUUUGCUUCUUCCACCUUGUGGAUUGCAGCCUUCUCCUACAUGAUGGUGUGGAUGGUCACGAUCAUUGGUUAUACUCUGGGAAUUCCUGACGUCAUCAUGGGAAUCACUUUCCUGGCUGCCGGAACCAGUGUGCCUGACUGCAUGGCCAGCCUCAUCGUUGCCAGACAAGGAAUGGGGGACAUGGCUGUUUCCAAUUCCAUUGGGAGCAAUGUGUUUGACAUCUUAAUCGGCCUCGGUCUCCCCUGGGCUCUGCAAACUCUGGCUGUGGAUUACGGAUCCUACAUCCGGCUGAACAGCAGGGGGCUGAUCUACUCUGUGGGUUUACUCUUGGCCUCUGUCUUUGUCACGGUGUUUGGCGUUCACCUGAACAAAUGGCAACUAGAUAAGAAGCUGGGGUGUGGGUGCCUCUUCCUGUAUGGCGUGUUCCUGUGCUUCUCCAUCAUGACGGAGUUCAAUGUGUUCACCUUUGUGAACUUGCCCAUGUGUGGAGACCACUGAUCCUCCCGGCCAUCUACAGAGGCCCAGGUCCUUCUUUUCUGUGCAAUAUGAGACCCGGCCGCACCCCGAGUCACAUGGGCCCCCAGGGCUGCGGCAUCCGUCUCUCCCGUGCUGUCCACAGGCCUCCGCUCAUAUCCUGGUGGCCCAGGCUCCCCCUGUCACCUCCCUCACGCCCCAUCUCCUUGGUCCUACCUCCUGCCCGGCCCCUUUCACCUUCCCGCCUACCCUUCCUUGCCUGGUCCUUGUGAAGACAUCCAGCAUCCACGUGAAUUUUCAAGCUCCACUUUGGAACAGUGACUGAGAUUUUAGAACAAAACUGGCUGCUAACUGGCCCAAGCCAGGCACAAUUUACUACAACUCCCUCCUCCUUUUUUAAGUUAUUUGAUGGAAGACUACCCUAAUUUAUGACCCCGAGACUGCUGAAGAAAGAGAGGAGAGGGUCCAUGGAUGGUGCAGUAUUUAGGACUGUUUUGUUUGGAGGUGAUUCCUAGCUUACUGGGUUUAGAGGGUUGUUUUAUUUGGGGGGGUCCCCCUUUUGUUACUUGCCUUCCAGAGAUCGAGGACUUCCCUUGUGUCUUCUUUCACUGGGCUCUGGCUUAGUCGGUGAUCUGCAGGUUAUACUGCGAAGCUCCUGGUGGGGAACUCCAGGUGUAUUGGAGAGUGCAUGGAUUUCGCACUUACUUCACUGGGCAAGGCCACUAGAAACGAAUGCAUGCCAUCCCCCCCCCAAGGGUACCUCCACCUCACCAAUGUCCUGCGGACAUUACCUGGGUGGGGCAAGGGAGACACAAGGUGAUGGAAGAAGAAAACCCACUUCCUACACGUUCACUUUGAGCAUCUCUUCCUCACUAGGUUCUUUCUAGUUUUUCAAGCAAUAGCUCUAGCCUGCCAGAGGCCUCUUGACACAGAGGCCCUGGCUAACUGUCCAUCUGCGAGGUGCCAGGCAGCCAAUGACAGAAGCCUCCCCCCCUCCAGCCUGUGAGUCUUUGAGAUAUGCUCUUGUUGCUUGGCACGUGGGGUGACAGGGAGUGACGUAGAGGCCACUACUAACUUCCAGGCAGGAGUUACAGACACUGGUUUCUUGGAAAAUGGAGAGAAGCGCAUUUUGCACACAGAUGUCGUCAAUUAAGUCCCAAUUUGUCACUUGGUAUUGAGUACACUGGACCCUGACGGCUGGCUCUCGGGCAAACAACCGUCCUUCCUCGUCGGAUGCUACCACCAACUGGCCCGGCUCCACCCCUCUCCUCCCAGAGGGAUGGCCAGAGAAGGAGAAAGCAGAAAAUGAACACCUUGGAAACCAUAGAAUGUGUUAAUAACCACAGACUUGCUCAAGGGCAUAAGUUAUUGUGAAUGUUCUGCCAAUCACUGCUCAGCAGCCCUGCUAGAUUUUGUAUGAUGCUGAAUUAUUAUGCAGAUUAAUUCCACCGAGUUGAGACCUACCCAUGCUUGUUACACUUGUAUUUAUUGAAACUGUGGAUUCUUGCCCGCCCGUGCUGUCCCUCCCUCGUAUUUCCUUUAAGCACUGAUCACUUAUCAUUCAUUUGGUAUGGUUUUUUCCAGUCCCUUGUACACAUUCUGGUAUGAAUUGUAAAAAAAAAUAAUAAUAACAAUAACCUGCUACAAAUUGGUCGAAUGUUUCUGUCUAGAGUGCAAACCAAGGGCAGUAUUAGCCCAGGGCACACCUGGCCAACCUAAGACCAGGAGAGGAAAUCACCAAUUUGGGCUCUCAGAGCUAAGACACACAUUGAUUCUGUUGCACAUUUUGCACUGGGUUAUGGCGAUUGUUUUCUUGGAUGGAUAGUGUAAAAUAAACUUCUCUGUUCUGUAUCCUU
Dipodomys ordii (Ord's kangaroo rat) is the source of this 3628-nucleotide messenger RNA. RefSeq names its product solute carrier family 24 (sodium/potassium/calcium exchanger), member 3 (gene Slc24a3). Gene Ontology annotation, cellular component: membrane. The coding region runs from base 6 to 1796 and encodes 596 amino acids. Gene Ontology annotation, molecular function: calcium, potassium:sodium antiporter activity; calcium channel activity. The record is from RefSeq and is a predicted model, not a curated record. Gene Ontology annotation, biological process: intracellular calcium ion homeostasis; calcium ion transmembrane transport. The transcript has 16 exons. NCBI's taxonomy places the organism in Eukaryota, Metazoa, Chordata, Mammalia, Rodentia, Heteromyidae.